This is a messenger RNA of Carassius auratus (goldfish), 1453 nucleotides long. RefSeq names its product gametocyte-specific factor 1-like. The record is from RefSeq and is a predicted model, not a curated record. NCBI's taxonomy places the organism in Eukaryota, Metazoa, Chordata, Actinopteri, Cypriniformes, Cyprinidae. The transcript has 8 exons. Bases 574 to 1122 code for a protein of 182 amino acids.
UUAUUUUCUGAAUAAAUAUAAAAAGAAACAGCAAUCAUUAAAAUAUAAAUAUUUUCUUACAAUAUAAAUCAUAACACAUCCUUGCUGAAUAAAAGCAUUAAUUUCUUUCAACAACAAAAAAGAAAGAAAAGGAAAGUUUUUUUUUUCUUUUUUUUUUUUGCUGACCCCAAUUUUUUUAAGGUAGUGUAUAUUGUUACAAAUUAAAACAUUUAGAUUUUGAAUAAAAGCUUUUUAUUCAUCAAAGAAUCCAGAAAAAAAGUAUCACAGGUUCCAAAAACAUUAAUCAGCACAGCUGUUUCUAAUCUAAUUUAAUCUAACAUUAAAUGAAUUGAACUUAAUUGUUUUAUUUAACUUUAUUUUAUAUAAAAUAGUUUUUUCUGUCUCUAUCUGGAAAAGUAUUGAACAUAGUAUUUAAUUAUGGUAAUAUUGUAAUGACGAAACAAAUGUUUUUACGUAGUGGGUCACGUGACAUUUCACGGUCAAUCAAGUGAAGGGGAGCACGUGCCAUACCUUAAGACUACAAAAGCAAGUAGGUGACAUUUUGAACUCCCAAAACCCCAGAAGGAAGCGAGUAUGGCCACUAUUAGAUUCGGGAGUAGCGUUGGUCCGUCCGGAGUCAACUCUGAAAAUCAACAGCAUGGCUGGACUGAAGAAAACGUUUAUAGUGAAGACACUGAUGACGUCGGUGACCCCAACAGGAUUGUGCAGUGCCCUUAUGACAAAAACCACCAGAUCAGAGCCUCUCGCUUCCCUUUUCAUGUUCUCAAGUGCAGGAAGAACCACCCCAAACUGGCUAGUGAACUGAAGACUUGCCCCUUCAACGCCAGACACUUGUUUCCCAAGCAUGAGUUGUCUCAUCACAUUGCGAACUGUGAAGACAAGAGGUCACUGAAUGCUGAAGAUGGAAAUGUAGAGCUGCUGGAGAAGUUUCAGGUGCCUGUUAACACCUGCACAAACCCUUCACCCUAUGAGGACUGGGAAACAGAGGCUGAUGAUAAUGCUGCUAUGUUUGUCUGGGGUGCGUCCAACAAUCAGCUUGCCCAAAACAAGCCAGAGCCAUCUACCACCAUCAGUUUAUCCGAUGGACUCCGGGCACCACGGACUCUUCCAUGGAAACUCUGAUGUCACCACUGGAUGGACUUUACCUACUAAUCUUACUUGAUACUUUAAGCCCUGUGUGAUUUCUAGCCUAACUUGUUUAAAGUCUACUUAUAUUUUAAAGUUUUUAAUUUUUAAAGUGUUGUGAAAUUUCCCUUUUCCUAUUUUCUACAAGGUAAUACACUCUGUAAACGGUUAUGGUCCAUGUGUAGAGAUGCUCCUUAUUAAAGCAAAGAAUUGUCAUUUUCAAAUGAGACCCCAUUCAGUGCCAAUCUUUCUGGACCUUUUGCUUUUUGUGGAAGUGGUUCUUUAAUCCUGAUCUGUAUGAUUCAUUAAAGAUUUAAGUGCAAGCCUC